UUCUGUCUCUGUCCUCUCCGAAGGGUGUUUGUAUUCAUCUGGUCUGUCCUUCUUGUGCUCCAACAUGAGCCACUAUGCCUCUUCCUCAUCCUCUUCAUCAUACCGUCGAAUGUUUGGUGGUCCCGGCUACCUGACGCCACCAAUGUCCCGUGCAAUGUUCGGCCGAGCCUCCACCGGGGGGUCUGGCAGCUCUCGGAUCAACUCCAGAGUCUACGAGGUCACCAAGGCCUCCACUUCCUCUCCUGGAUUCUCCAGUUAUCGAGCCUCCUCCUACAGUAUGCCCAACUUGUCUGCGGGCUAUAACCGUUCCUAUGGUGGGAUGGGUGAGACGCUAGACUUCAGCCUGGCCGACGCACUCAACCAGGAGUUUCUCCAAACACGCACCAAUGAGAAAGCUGAGCUUCAGCACCUAAAUGACCGCUUCGCCAACUACAUUGAGAAGGUUCGCAUGCUGGAGCAGCAGAACCAGGCAAUGGUGAUUGAGGUGGAGCGCUUGAGGGGGCGGGAGCCAACACGGAUUGCUGACCUUUAUGAGGAUGAGAUGAGGGAGCUGAGAAGAGAGACCGAAGUGGUCACCAGUCAGAGAUCACGUGUGGAGGUGGAGCGGGAUAACUUGGCAGAUGACCUGCAGAAACUGAAACUCAGGCUUCAGGAGGAGAUUGCACUGAGGGAAGAGGCAGAGAAUAAUCUGGCCGCUUUCAGAGCGGACGUGGAUGCUGCCACUUUGGCCCGCCUGGAUCUGGAAAGACGUAUAGAGACUCUCCAGGAAGAGAUCGCCUUCCUGAAGAAGAUCCAUGAAGAGGAAAUCCGUGAGCUGCAGGCCCAAAUGCAAGAGACUCAAGUCCAAAUCCAGAUGGACAUGUCCAAACCGGACCUGACUGCUGCCCUGAGGGACAUCCGUGCUCAGUAUGAGGGCAUCGCUGCAAAGAACAUUGCAGAGGCUGAGGAUUGGUACAAGUCAAAGGUGUCAGACCUUAACCAGGCAGUGAGCAAGAACAACGAGGCUCUCAAACAAGCCAAGCUGGAUACCAUGGAGUACAGACACCAGAUCCAGUCCUACACCUGUGAGAUCGACUCCCUCAAGGGCACCAACGAGUCUCUCAUGAGGCAAAUGAGAGAUAUGGAGGAUCGCCACGGUCGUGAAGCUGGUGGUUUCCAGGACACCAUCGCCAGGCUGGAGGCAGAGAUUGCUAACAUGAAGGACGAGAUGGCACGUCACCUGCGAGAAUAUCAGGACCUGCUCAAUAUUAAGAUGGCCCUGGAUGUGGAGAUCGCCACCUACAGGAAGCUGCUAGAAGGAGAGGAGAGCAGGAUUGUGAUGCCCAUGCAGUCAUAUUCCACUAUAAGCUUUAGAGAGACAAGUCCAGAGCACCAACAGAGAACAUCUGAAAUGCACUCAAAGAAAACCGUCCUGAUCAAGACCAUUGAGACGCGUGAUGGGGAGGUGCUGAGUGAAUCUACACAACACCAGAAGGACAUCAUGUAAACCUCAGAAAAGGAGCGGCAACCAAAGAAUCAAACCAAGAUGAAAAUAAAACCGUUAGGACAUUUUUUCAUACUCUGUACUUUUCUUUUGUUUUUCCACACAUCCUAAAAGUGAUAUGAGCACAUCUGCAUGAGUGGGAGAAGAGAGUGAUCACAUUCUUUUAAAAUAUGUAUUUUUAAGCAUUUUUAGUCCAGUUAUAUAUGUCAGUUUGGAAGAAUGUGAGGUAGAUGUAAGGUAAAAGGACAGAAAUAGUAAAGGAA
This is a messenger RNA of Sinocyclocheilus anshuiensis, 1746 nucleotides long. Its product is annotated as desmin-like. The record is from RefSeq and is a predicted model, not a curated record. Gene Ontology annotation, cellular component: cytoplasm; cell-cell junction; Z disc. The transcript has 9 exons. Gene Ontology annotation, molecular function: structural constituent of cytoskeleton. The coding region runs from base 65 to 1486 and encodes 473 amino acids. Gene Ontology annotation, biological process: skeletal muscle organ development; intermediate filament organization. Lineage: Eukaryota; Metazoa; Chordata; Actinopteri; Cypriniformes; Cyprinidae.